AAUAUUCCAGCCAUUGCGAGGGAGAUGAAGAACUGGUGGUGGGAGUGACAGCAACGCCAUAUCCACAUUGCGUUUCGCUUAAACGCUUUUUUAUCUCUUCUCCGAACUUCAACCACCGUUUCAUGGACUCUCUUUUUCUAUCCCUCACUCAACGCAACCAAACAACGCUAUGGGUUUCGGUUUCGGUCUCAGGCUAAACCCUAGGCUCAGACAUUGUCUCCCUCUCCACACUCCUCAUUCCUUCACCAAUUCGCCCUUUUCGCUUUCUUCAUCUUCUGCUGGAGUCAGGGAAACUUGUUUCAACACCACGAGGUUAUCUUUACCCUCAACAUUUUAUGAGGAAGGCGAAGCUCUGCAAAAAGAUUUUGGAAGGGUUUUCGCAUUUUCGUCGUCUGCCUUGGAAACCCUGGAAAAUGAUUCAUUACCAAGAGUAGAAACUGAGGUAAACAAAAGAAAGAGAUCACUGAGUAGUGUGUUUGAUAAUACUCAAAUGUCUUUUGGAGAGGUAUCUGCCGUCUCUUCAAAGUUUGAGUCAUUCGGGGCAUCGCAUUUUCGUUUGUUAAUGGAGAACCUAAGUGUUUUAGAAGAAACUUUUGCUGAUUCUGAAGCACUGAGGUUGGAAAAGGAUAUUGUAUUGCAACUGGAAAAGCUUGGUGCACUCGAGUUAUUCAAUGUUUGUCUAUCAAGAUCUCUUGGAACAUCACUUGUAUCGGACUACACUAAUAAAGUGGAUGACAACAAGGGCAAAGUUGUUGUUCAGUCUAGCAGGAAGAAGGAAAAUAAAUCAAGAAGAAAAAGAGUUUCUAAUGCCACAACAGUUUCAUCCCCAUCAUUGACUCUAAAAGUUGAUCAGGAAGAUCUGUUACGUUUCUCAGCUUCAUUUGUGAAAAGAGCAUCAAACACUAAAAACAAAAGAAUAAUGGUUGCUAAAAGGGAGGCAGAGAUGUCAAAAGGAGUAAAGGUGCUAGCUCAGUUAGAGAAAAUUAGAACAGCUAUAGAAGAGGAUACCAAGCGAGUAGCAAGCUUGAGUAGCUGGGCAGAGGCGUCUGGAGUUGAUGAGAAAGUGCUACAGCAGCUAUUGCAUCAUGGCCAUUAUUGCCGGGAUGAACUCAUACGGAGUACUCGUUCCUUAGUUCUAUACCUUGCUAGAAAAUACAGGGGUAUGGGAAUAGCUUUGGAUGAUUUACUUCAGGCUGGAUAUGUAGGUGUGCUCCAAGGAGCUGAGAGAUUUGACAGUACAAGGGGAUACAAAUUCUCAACCUAUGUGCAGUAUUGGGUUAGGAAAUCAAUUUCAAGAAUGGUGGCACGAUAUGCUCGAGGAAUCUUAAUUCCUUGGUCAUUGAACAGGGCAAUCAAUCAGAUUCAGAAAACUCGAAAAGCCAUGAAAAGUACCCACAAGAAAUGUCCAGAUGAUUAUGAAAUUGCAAAGAUGACAGGUCUUUCACUGGAUAAAAUCAAAUCAGCUAGCAAUUGUCUGAGAAUAGUUGCUUCAAUUGAUCAGAAGGUGGGGGACUGCCUUGGUGUAGAAUAUAUGGAACUUAUGCCCGAUGUGACAAUAGAGAGUCCUGAAGAAGCUGUCAUGAAGCAACAUAUGAGAAAAGACAUAAAGGAUCUUCUGAAAGGCUUGAACCCAAGGGAAAGGCAAAUAUUAACCCUACGCUUUGGCCUUAAUGAUAACCAGCCCAGGUCUCUUCAGGAUAUAGGGACCCUUUUCAAAGUUAGCAAAGAGAGGAUAAGGAAGAUAGAGAAAAAAGCUCUAACAAAGUUGCGGAGUGAAGCAACCUCCUCAAAGUUACAUUAUUAUUUGGAUCUGUAGUAUACCUUUGGUCUUUGGUAAGCUUCAAUAGCAUAUUUGUUUGAUCUGGCUGUGAAGGAUGUGUACAAAUUCUUGGUCUUGGUUGGAUGUGAUAUGUUAACGGUUUCCAUCCUCUUGACCGUGUGUCUCCUACCAGGAAAAGCAUUAUCAGUUGUUACUAGUGCAGCAUUUGACCACACCAAGAUGUUUUGGAUACACAGAAGGCUUCAAACUCUAUUAUGUUAAUGAUCUCUCAUUUCCCUUUUGUGGGGUCAUCCAUGAAAUCAUGUGAUUCUUGUAAAUGGUUGUUCUUGAUUGGGCCUUGAGAAUGAAUGACGUAGCUGCCUCUGAAGUUGUUUUUUUCCUUUCUCGGACUGGUAGGAGGCUUCCCACACUUGCCGUGUUCUUUGGCAAAAGACGUGGUUUCUUAUAAGAAUUGUGCUAGUAUAUUAUGUAUAUUCAAAAUACAUGUUACAUGGUAUAUUUGUAAUAAAUUUGCAUUUUUUGGAUGCAUAUUUUAUCAGUACUUUUUUUAUCCAGGACAAA
Messenger RNA from Cajanus cajan (pigeon pea), 2341 nucleotides. Its product is annotated as RNA polymerase sigma factor sigC. Gene Ontology annotation, biological process: regulation of DNA-templated transcription; DNA-templated transcription initiation. The record is from RefSeq and is a predicted model, not a curated record. Gene Ontology annotation, molecular function: DNA-binding transcription factor activity. Lineage: Eukaryota; Viridiplantae; Streptophyta; Magnoliopsida; Fabales; Fabaceae.